This is a messenger RNA of Eimeria necatrix, 258 nucleotides long. RefSeq lists its product as hypothetical. The annotation marks the transcript as partial. NCBI's taxonomy places the organism in Eukaryota, Apicomplexa, Conoidasida, Eucoccidiorida, Eimeriidae. The transcript has a single exon. The record is from RefSeq and is a predicted model, not a curated record.
CCCGCGGCGCGUAGCGGAGCCCCUGGAAAGCUGGACUCGAGCGGACGCGCAGCGGCAGCUGGACUUGGCCCUGGGGUCCGUAUGGCGGACUUAGUUGCAGCGAAAGUGUACAUGUCUCAGCACUCCGCGCUCUGCGGCGUAGCCAGUGAGAGUCAGCAGCUGUGCGAGGCGCAGCUGCAGCCUCUGUCUUCGACUCUUAACGAACUUCCCCGCGGCCCCAGCCGCCCUCUUGACCCGCUGCCCGAGAGGGGUGGCUGA